CCCCGCCCACCCCAGCCUCCUCCCUCCGCGCGCCGCUCCGGCCUGUCUCCCUCUCUCCCUCGCCGGGUGCUGAAGUUGGGCGGAUGGCAGCGAGCCGGCUCCACUAGAGGACGGAGCAGCCCAGCCUCGCGCGCCCUCGGACCCCGACCGCGGUGCGCUCGCCCACACCCCAGGCCCCCUGCCAGUUGGGAUCUGAAGUAGAAGAGAUGCGAAAAAGGCAGCAAUCCCAAAAUGAAGGCACGCCGGCUGUGUCGCAAGCACCCGGGAACCAAAGGCCCAACAACACCUGCUGCUUCUGCUGGUGCUGCUGCUGCAGUUGCUCCUGCCUCACUGUCAGGAAUGAGGAAAGAGGAGACGCUGCGGGGCGGCCCCCACACACCACCAAGAUGGAGAGCGUCCAGGUCCUAGAGGAAUGCCAAAACCCCACUGCAGAUGAAGUCCUGUCCUGGUCUCAAAAUUUUGACAAGAUGAUGAAGACGCCUGCAGGAAGAAAUCUUUUCCGCGAGUUCCUCCGAACAGAGUACAGCGAGGAGAACCUACUCUUCUGGCUGGCCUGCGAAGACUUGAAGAAAGAGCAGAACAAAAAAGUCGUUGAGGAAAAGGCCAGGAUGAUCUAUGAAGACUACAUUUCUAUACUGUCCCCGAAAGAGGUCAGCCUCGAUUCUCGAGUUCGAGAGGUGAUCAACAGGAACCUGCUGGACCCCAGCCCGCACAUGUACGAAGACGCCCAGCUUCAGAUCUACACCCUAAUGCACAGAGAUUCUUUCCCACGAUUCUUGAACUCGCAGAUCUAUAAAACUUUUGUCGAAAGUACUGCCACCUCUACUUCUGAAUCUUAAUUUUUAUUUGAAAGGCCAAAAGAAAAGAAAAAUCAUUUCAGAGGGCUGGGAUGGGAAAUAAAAGUAGUUAAAUAAUAUCAGAAAUUAAGUUCCUGGAGAACUACAGGCUGGCUGCUGGGAAAAAGACAACCAUGAUGGUCUUUUGUCUCCAUUUUUAUCAAGGUUAUCCAUGAUUCCAUUUGGAGAAAAGCCUAUAUAAGGCAAUGAAUUGCCAAAUUAAGUUUGUUUGAUUUAACACUUGCUCUACUUGCAAGCAAACUGUGUUCCUCGCCCUCUGAUAGGUCCCCUAGUCCCCCCCCCCCAGAGGCUGCAUGUGCAAAGCAAAACCGCUUCGUCUGCCACUUAGCUGUACUAUUUAAUCAGUAGCAUACCUUGUAUCUGUAUUUAAGGACUUUUGUGCAAUAUGGUCUCUUAGAAACAGUUGCCAACAAAUUGGCUGUGGUUUGCAUUUUACGCAUAAUCUGAUACAAAAAAAAGGCUAUUUUAAACAUGUGACAGUGAUAUUUAACCAUGCUACAUACUGUUUGUAGUACACGGACUCUGAAGCCAAUUUUUCUGUACAUGAAAAAAAAAAAAAAGCUGUUUUUCUCUGCCUGUUGAAGGAUCUUAAUUGUGAGAGGCCUCUGGUUGUUCACUGCCCAAAUUCUGGCAUUUUCAUUACAGAAGAGUUUGUUAUGUUUUUAAAAAAGAAAGAAAGAAAGAAAAAGAAAACAAAAAAAAAUUAACAAUGGUAAGAAAAUUUCUAAAAAGCACAAAACAAUCUGCAGAUAUCCUAUCUCAUUGAAAAUUCCAGGAGUUUGUUUGUAGGUAUAAAAGAAGGGAAGAGUCUAUGUAUAUGUCAAAUGCCCAACACUGUAAUUUACUUAUUAAAGAAUGGCUCUACAGGUACAAAAGAGAUGUGUAAACUUACGUAUGUCAGUAAGAAAACCAUAACAAGUCGACAAUCCAGUUUGGGAUGUGAGGGAAAAGACUGAGGAAAGGAACGCCCACAUGUCGCGCUGUAAACACAUCUCGAGGAAUCGUGUGUGGCAUGUGGCGUAUUUGCCUUGGACAUAUAAUCCAGUGAAAAGUGUAUAUUUUUCCUAAGUGACAUUUUAUGAGGGAUUAUGAAGAAGAAAACCUUUGAUGUCAGAUCUUAACUGUAUUCAUGUAGUCUCUCAAGAAAGACUUAUUUUAACAUUGUUAGAAAACAAAUUAUUAACCCUCAUCCAUAAUUAGAAGGCAGUAUAGUGCUCAACUCUUUUAGCUGCCAAUAUUAUUUUUAUAAUUACAUUAGCUCUUUACAUGAAAUACUCACCUGACCUUGGCAUGUAUUUCUGACCUUCAGAACAGUAUCGUAUUGUGCACAAAACCAAAAUUACAAUCAAUGUCAUAUUUAUAUCAAGGUCUUACCUUUCAAUAUCAAAAUCCCCUGAAGACUAUUUUUUUAAUCUUAAACUCAAUGAAUAUAUAUUGAGUAACCUAAAAAAAAAAAAAAACAAAAGAUUUAAAAAGAUUUAUAUCCACUGAGAAUACUGGCCUUAUAUUAAGGAUGAUAUUAAAAUUAUAGGUUUUAUUUGUCAUUUUUAACUACCUCUCAUUUUUUUUAAUUUCUUGAACAUAUUUUUUUAAAAAGCAGGUUUAGAGUUUUCUUUUCAAAUUUAUUUUACUUGAAAGGUUGGCAUCAUCUUUCUUUUUCCAUACAUUUAAAACAUUUCAAGAAUUGUUUUUUAAGUGAAUAUGAUUUUCUAAUUUAUAUAGAAUUCAGGAGCUAUGAUUAAAGGGCUAUUACCUAUUCCCUAUGCAAAUAUUUUAACUGUUGCAGUGUUUGACAAAUGGGAUUUUAAAAAGCAGUUUGCAGAGUAGAAAACAAAACGUUCUGUUUACACUGGCGUCGCUGGCUAUCCCACCACGUUCAGCACUUUUAAAUACAUUAUUUAUGAAAACAUAGUUAAAAUGCAAGAUAGAAAUAUUUAUAAUAGUCAUCUUUUAGCAAAUGCCUGUGGUUUUUUUCUGACAGUGUUAGUGUGUUUAAGAUAUGCUUGACUCGUGUCGCCUAGACAUUUACUAUUUGAAUAGUUUCAGUAAUAUGUUGAAAAAAAGACAGUAAUGAAGAUGUUUACAAAAAAAUUCCUAUUUUUUCCUUAAGAGUCAAGAAAACUUAAAAGCAUUGUUGCUUCUAUUGUGAAAUCCCACCAUUCUAAAUCAUCUAAUCAUUCUCUUGAUUAGUGUUUAUUAUGAUACUAUGAUGUGUACACAUGUAUAGUAUAGCAUCAUACUUGUUUCUGUGUUUGAGGCACAAAGAAUUGGUGCACAGGACCAGAUGUGUAAUAUACUAUGACACCCUGCAUGCAUAACUGUUUUUGCUGUAGACUUUAUAUUCCUGUGCCUGUGGGUGCUGGUGACCUACUGUCACAGGCUAUCUUUACAGGAUGCUCUGGGCUACUAGGUGAGUUGUCUGUUUGGCAAUGCAUUGAGUAUUUUACCAAAUGUAAUUACAGGCCUUUAUGAAGAGCCCUUGUCUCUAACCUAGGCAUUUGCUAUGUUUGUAUUUCAAAGUUGCUGUGUCCUUUUGGAAUCUGGUUAAGAAGUUUCAGUGAGAAGGUUUUAGAGCAGAUCUGUGCAGUCUAUGUCAUUAGCUAUGCUGUGUCAUCAGUUCUAUACUAAAUUCAUCUUUCGGGGAAUGGUUUCUUAUUUUAUUUCAGAAUGUUGCAAGUUUUGAAGAGUGUGUCUGUGGACUUGUGACUAUGCUGGUUUUUAAACUAUGAUAUACUUUCUUCUGUUUAAAUUACAGAUCUAUAAUAAACAAAACAAAAGCCUUCAA
Messenger RNA from Meriones unguiculatus (Mongolian gerbil), 3642 nucleotides. RefSeq names its product regulator of G protein signaling 17 (gene Rgs17). The record is from RefSeq and is a predicted model, not a curated record. The coding region runs from base 207 to 839 and encodes 210 amino acids. Lineage: Eukaryota; Metazoa; Chordata; Mammalia; Rodentia; Muridae. The transcript is spliced from 5 exons.